Messenger RNA from Iphiclides podalirius (scarce swallowtail), 282 nucleotides. Lineage: Eukaryota; Metazoa; Arthropoda; Insecta; Lepidoptera; Papilionidae. The record is from the annotation of a GenBank genome assembly.
AUGCCCUCUAAUGACCAUCAUAAAGCUCGGCGUGACGGUGUGGGAGUGAUGAGCGUGCGCCUUUUGAGAAUAGACACUCAUCGACGGAAGCGGUUUGGUCGCGGUGAGAUUUUGGCGGUGGCGGAGCUAGUGCUGUUACACGACGCACGCAGCACUAGCCUCGAGCGGGGAAUCGCGUGCGCCGGCGUCAUCUGCGACUCGACGCGGCGCUGUUGCCUCAGUAGCGACUGGGACGCGUCGACGAAUGCUCAGCUCGGCCGCUCGUCGCAACUGCGCGGCCUU